This is a messenger RNA of Nematolebias whitei (Rio pearlfish), 1890 nucleotides long. It is a transcript of the gene rnf207a, whose product is annotated as ring finger protein 207a. Gene Ontology annotation, biological process: regulation of heart looping; regulation of cardiac muscle contraction. The coding region runs from base 1 to 1890 and encodes 629 amino acids. Gene Ontology annotation, molecular function: zinc ion binding; transmembrane transporter binding; Hsp70 protein binding. Gene Ontology annotation, cellular component: perinuclear region of cytoplasm. Lineage: Eukaryota; Metazoa; Chordata; Actinopteri; Cyprinodontiformes; Rivulidae. The record is from RefSeq and is a predicted model, not a curated record. The transcript is spliced from 18 exons.
AUGUCAGGGGGAAUCUUCUCCAGCGUGGGGAACCCGUGCGAUGUGGACUGCGCAAACGUCCACCCCCUGGUGUGCCACCUGUGCCACGAGCAGUACAAAUCUCCAUGUUUACUGGACUGCUACCACAUCUUCUGUGCCCGCUGCCUGCGAGGUCGAACCAAUGACUGCCGCCUCAGCUGCCCCCUCUGUGGAUACCAAUCAAUAAUUAAAGUCAACAAUGUCCUCCCACCAGAGGACCGCCUGCUGAAGUUUCUUGUGGAUAAUAACACAGACCUUGAAGAGACGGUGCAGUGUGCCAACUGCGACCAGGAAAGUAACAAAAAGGAUGCAGGGAUGAUGUACUACUGCAACACUUGCUGUCAGCCACUUUGUGCGACCUGCAGAGAGCUGACACACAAGGCCCGAAUGUUUUCCCAUCACGAGAUUGUAUCGUUGGCCAAACGCACCAAAGCCAAACACAGAAAAUGCUCUCUCCACGAGGAACCAUACAUCCUUUUCUCCACAGAAAAUCAGUCGAUGCUUUGCAUCAAAUGUUUCAGAGACAUGCAAGUGGAGAGUAGGACUCACUGCAUUGACAUAGAAACAGCUUAUGCACAGGGGUGUGAGAUGCUGGACCAGGCCGUGCUGGUGGUAAAAGAGCUGCAGACUUCAACAGGAGAAGCGAUCCACCUGCUGAGAGCGAUGAUUGGGGAGGUGCAUCUGAACGUGGAGGAAGAAGAAAGUGCAAUCUGUACUCUCUUCAACAGUUUACAGGAAAGACUAACAGAGAGGAAAAAGAUUCUGCUGCGAGCAGCUCAGAGUCAACAUGAGGAGAAGGAGAAAGCGUUAAAGGAGCAGCUGUCACACCUUACUGCCCUCCUGCCAACACUGCAGGUCCAUCUGGUCACUUGCUCAGCCUUUCUCAGCUCAGCCAACAAGUUUGAGUUUUUGGAUAUGGGCUAUCAACUCAUGGAGCGACUGAAGAGGAUUUCAAAGCUCCCUCAUCGCCUGCGACCGGUGCAGAGCAGCAAAAUCAACACGGAGUACAGGAGUGAGUUUGCUCGUUGUCUGGAGCCUCUGCUGCAGCUCGGACCACGCCGCCCUCCUUCUGUUGCCGGUUCUACAAAUACGCUCCAGUCCCCUCUGUCGUUAAAUUGCCUCUCCCCGUCUCUCAGUGAGAUGCCUCAGGGCUCUGUGUUUGGGCGCAGACCCACGUCUCACAGGAACAUCUGCACCAAGGUCCUGCUGGCAGAGGGCAGGGAAACGCCUUUCACCGAACACUGCCGCAGCUAUGAGAGCACCUACAGGACUCUCCAGACAGAGAUUCAGAUUCUAAAAGACCAGGUCCAGGAGAUGCACAGAGAUCUGACCAAACACCACUCCAUCAUCAACACAGACAAGAUGGGAGAGAUCCUGGACCGGUCGCUGCUCAUCGAUAACCAGAUCGCUGCCCAGUACUCCACUGUGGAAACCAUGAGGGCCAUUUUUGAAGAGAUCUGGGAUGAGACUUUUCAGAGGGUUACAAACGAGCAGGAGAUUUAUGAAGCCCAGCUUCACGACUUGAUGCAGCUGAAGCAGGAGAACUCUUACCUCACCACCAUCGCCAGGCAGAUCAGCCCCUACAUCCUGUCUAUCGCCAAAGUCAAAGAGAGGCUCGAGCCCAGGUUUCAGGAGCCUAAGGAGAGGAUGGAUGACCGAACGGAAACGAUGCUGAAAAUCUAUGAAGACAGCAGCAUGAUGUCGAAGGAGAACAAAAACAGCGACUACCAGAGCUGUGUCACCGACCAAGACAAAAGCAAGAACAGCCGGCCACUGGUGCUGGAGGCCGUGGAGCUUUCUGUCAAGAGCAGUCGAGCGGGGAGGCAGAGGGGCCCCUCGGAGGCGUCCAGUAACAGUGACAUUCCCUCUUAA